AUGUUAGGUCUGCAGCCGACGAACGCGGCCGCGUUGGAGGUGCGCGCGACCAACGUCGCCGCGUUGGCCAUGUACGAAAAGUGCGGCUUCGAGACGCGCGGCUCGCGUCGCGGUUACUACGCCGACGGCGUCGACGCCGUGUGCAUGACGCGCGCCCCGGGCGAGCGUCCCGUGAGCACGCGAGAGCUCACGCGUUUGCUCGCCGGUUUAGACGUCGACGCCGCGCGCAGACCCGCGCCGCCGCUUCCCGAGCGUCCCGAGCGCGUCCGCCGCGCCGUCGUCGACGCGCCUCGCGACGUCGCCUUCGAGCGCGCGUCGCCGGACGACCGCGCGUUCAGAAUGCGCGAUCGCGUGCGUCGCGCCCGACGCUGA
This is a messenger RNA of Ostreococcus lucimarinus CCE9901, 372 nucleotides long. RefSeq lists its product with no specific name. Lineage: Eukaryota; Viridiplantae; Chlorophyta; Mamiellophyceae; Mamiellales; Bathycoccaceae. Gene Ontology annotation, molecular function: acyltransferase activity, transferring groups other than amino-acyl groups. The record is from RefSeq and is a predicted model, not a curated record. The transcript has a single exon. The coding region runs from base 1 to 372 and encodes 123 amino acids.